Molecule: messenger RNA, 1545 nt
Organism: Sphenostylis stenocarpa
Lineage: Eukaryota; Viridiplantae; Streptophyta; Magnoliopsida; Fabales; Fabaceae
Source: the annotation of a GenBank genome assembly
AUGAAGGAACAUAUUGUUUUUGGAGGAGAGAAAAUUCAUGGUUCGAAAAUGGCUUCUCUGAGAUCUUUGCAUGCAGUUUGGAAUGCACGUCAUAGCCCCUUGAUUUGUGCUCAGCCUCUCUCUUUCUCUUUCCUACUGAGAAAAAAGAAGAAGAAAGAGGUGGAUUCCAUUCAUCGAUCAUCGAUAGGACAAGCAAACCCAAUCUCCAACCUCCGCGAGAAGCUCCCAAAAACUCAAACCGCGAUAGGUUCAGUUCUUGGAAUUCUGGGGUAUUCUUUGAUUCACUAUUAUCUCCCUGUAGAUGAUCUUGUACUAUCUUUGAGACGGUUACUUAUGGCUGAUCAAAAGUGUAUAUUAACGUUGCCUGUCCCUUCAAGAAGUCACUGGAAGAAAAAAAGUGAUAGCACAGCUCUGAUGAAUAACCCAGGGACACUCAAGUCUUCUAGCUCUGAACUGGAUCUUGAUCGACCAAACAUUGAGGAUUACCUCCCUUCUGGGUCCACCAUUCAACAAGAACCUCAUGGAAAACUUUUCCUGCAUGAUUUACUCAAUAUUUCUCCUACUUUGUCUGAGGCAGCAGGUGCUAUUGUAGAUGACUCAUUCACAAGAUGCUUCAAGUCUAAUCCUCCGGAACCAUGGAACUGGAAUGUAUAUUUGUUUCCUUUGUGGUGUUUUGGAGUUGUGAUUCGAUACUUGAUUCUGUUCCCUAUCAGGGUUAUAGGGUUAACACUAGGAUGGAUAAUAUUUCUUUCAUCCUUCAUUCCAGUGCACUUCCUAUUGAAAGGACAUGACAAAUUAAGGAGAAGUAUUGAGAGGUCUUUGGUAGAGAUGAUGUGCAGUUUCUUUGUUGCAUCUUGGACUGGGGUUGUAAAGUAUCAUGGACCAAGGCCUAGCAGGCGACCAAAGCAGGUUUUUGUAGCCAACCAUACUUCCAUGAUUGAUUUUAUUGUCUUAGAACAGAUGACUGCUUUUGCUGUUAUUAUGCAGAAACAUCCUGGAUGGGUUGGAUUAUUGCAAAGUACUAUCUUGGAGAGUCUAGGAUGCAUCUGGUUCAACCGAACAGAGGCAAAGGAUCGGGAAAUUGUAGCAAAGAAAUUGAGGGAUCAUGUCCAGGGAGCUGAUAACAACCCCCUUCUCAUAUUUCCUGAAGGAACUUGUGUAAAUAAUCACUAUACAGUCAUGUUCAAGAAGGGUGCAUUUGAACUUGGCUGCACAGUUUGCCCAGUUGCAAUCAAGUACAAUAAAAUUUUUGUUGAUGCUUUUUGGAAUAGUAGAAAGCAAUCGUUCACUAUGCAUCUACUGCAGCUAAUGACAUCUUGGGCAGUUGUUUGUGAUGUUUGGUACUUGGAGCCACAAAAUCUGAAGCCAGGAGAGACACCCAUUGAGUUUGCAGAAAGGGUGAGAGACAUAAUCUCAUUACGUGCUGGCCUCAAAAAGGUUCCUUGGGAUGGUUAUCUAAAGUAUUCUCGUCCUAGCCCAAAGCACAGAGAAAGGAAGCAACAGAACUUUGCCGAGUUGGUACUGCGGCGAUUGGAGGAAAAGUGA